Messenger RNA from Danio rerio (zebrafish), 2608 nucleotides. Lineage: Eukaryota; Metazoa; Chordata; Actinopteri; Cypriniformes; Danionidae. The record is from RefSeq and is a predicted model, not a curated record.
ACGUGCAGCUACAUCGUAGACAAAACAACAUGGUUCAGUGGUAUUCAAAAAAGAUGCGUAUAUAAAAUGGCAAAGUCAUGCAAAAAAUACGUAAACACAUUCAUAUUACCAGUGUUUUAUACGUAUUACUGUCUGUUAUUACUAUGUCUAGUGUUUCUGGAUGCUGUCUUGUCUACACCAACAGGCGGUGCUAAACCACUGAGACACACCGCGAACAGAUGCUCUGGGUAUUACGAAAUUAUAACCAAUUUGCCUUUUAUGAAUGAAUCAAAUGUGGUUUAUCUGCUGUAGCACCGACGGCGAGGGAUGAACUACGGUGUUGAUACAGCGGCUCCUCUCCUUUAAUCGGCGUCAGGCAUGUUGUUCAAGAUGGGGAAACUCAAACUACUCAACACGAUUGCUCCUGCAUACUUCUACGCUGCAACCGUGGUCACAUUCGCUCUCCACUUCCUCCUUUUCACGCCCACUAUUUUCCAAAGCUCAGAUGUGACUAUAAAUCCCGCAAUGCUGGCUCACAUCAGUAUCUUUCUAUUCCUCAUGGGGAAUGCGCUGGGUAAUUACAUCAUGACUAUACGGAACCCAUCCGAGAGUGCCAACGAGACCGUUAUCCCAGUCUGUUCACCCGACUGCCCGGACAGAAUUGAUGCGCACUACCUCCUGAAUGGACGCCACUUCUGUAAAGUGUGCAAAAAGGUGAUUCUAAAACGGGACCACCACUGCUUUUUCACUGGAAACUGUAUUGGGAACAGGAACAUGCGCUACUUUAUUAUGUUCAGCAUCUAUACGUCCAGCUCUUGUCUAUAUUCAUUGGUAAUAGGGGUGGCAUAUCUGACAAUAGAGUACUCUAUUUCCUUCGAGAACCCAUUGACGUUCCUCACUCUUCUGCCACUCUCAACUGGUUACUUCUUCCUUGGUUUGAUUUCAGGUCUCCAGUUCUUUCUGGUGAUAAUGCUGUACAUCUGGCUGGGUAUUGGAUUAGUGAGUGUUGGUUUCUGCUGUCAACAGCUUCUGCUAGUGGCCCGAGGACAGACCUGGUGUGAACUGCAGAAAGGCCAGUUGUCGGAGUGUCGUGGUACCUGGCGAGCAAACCUGACUGACGUUUUUGGUUCCCAUUGGGUUCUGGGACUUUUCGUGCCGGUUCCGACUGUCGAGACUGUACCUGGAAACUGGCAGGUCUACCAUGAUCACAAACACGACUGAAAACUUGCCAAAUCACUCUGUUUACCUUAAUUUGGACCAUAUAAGGGCUUCAGUUCAUUUGAGCAGCUUAAGCCCAUCCAACAGAUCUGCCUUUUUAGUGGAUUUCUGUCAUCACAGAGUAAAUUAGGUGAGCGUUAUAUCACCAAGAUGUGAUAACAUCCAUAUCUAUGUCAAUCAGCACUGUGCUGAAACCCAAUUUCAGCCCUAGUUUAGGGCAGCAGUGAUUAGAAGCAGCAAUGAUAGAGGAGGUCAGGAUUAAAGCAUGGAUGAGUUUAAACAGUAUUUACAAAACAUACAUAUUAGGUAAUCAGAACACAUCAACAGUGGCCUGCUAAAAUGUGGGUGACUGUUAGAUUUGUUUAAACUUGAUUUGAAUUUGAUUAUAUGCUACAAGAACUUGAAUUACAAUAUAAAUUGGUAUUUAAUUAAUUAUAUGUGAAUUUUAAAUACUUUGUGGAAAAUUAUGCCGGUUUUCAUCCACAUAUUUGAUUUUGAUGCAAAUUAUAUACACUUAAAAAGUCAAACUUAUGACUAUAUAACUAUACUAUAUGACUAUAUACAUAGUAUAACCUUCUACUAUUGCUUUUAUUUCUUUUGAAUCUUGUCAAGCCAGCAAGAAAGUAAACCCUUCUUUAAAAGAUUGGGUCAGUUAUACAAGGAAGGUUUACACAACUAUUAUUGACUAAAAUUUUAAGACGUUUUUUGCGUUUUGGCAAUUUUGAUUUUUUUUUAUACAAUAGCAGCUUUUAAAAGUAAAAACACAAUCUAAUAGAGCCUCUUUAUAAAGAGGCAUAGCCACUUUACUGGACUGGGAUGUGUAAUACAGCUACAAAAUAUUACUAUUUGAGACAAAUGAUGUUCUUCAGAACUUUAUAUUGCUGAAAGAACACAAAGGUUCCACAAAUAUAUCAAGCACAACAUAGAAACAUUUAAAAUCAAUUUCAGAUCGCAUUACUGCUACAUAAAUUCUUCUUAUUGAAGCCUUGUUGAGCAUAAACAGUACUGUAUUGUAUGACAAGAGUUGCAGUUCUAUUUAAAUAUCACUUACUGUGUGUGAACAUCAAUACAUUUGAAUGUCUUUUCUAUCUAACAUUCUCAUGUCUGCGUCCUGUUUGCUACCUCAAGUCAAAUUCAGUUUAAAUGAGCAAAAUUAGUUACCGAACCAGAAUAAAACAUUGGUAUAAUAGGUCAUUUUGAAUAGGUAUUUCUGAAUAGCUCACACACAGACCAAUGUCCUUUAUGUGUGACAUUUUGUAACGGGUAAGAUUAAUUUAAAGUGUAACAAUGCAUACUUGGCUAGAUGCAAUUCUACAGUUAGGUACUAGAUUGUUAGUAGAUUAUGUUACUAUAUUUUAUUAAAUGAUUAUUUCCUAUCAAUCAAAUGGCAGAUACAGUGCAUCCGGAAAGU